AUGUCGUUUUCGAACCUGAUCAACGACGUCGCCCAGCGGCCGCGACUGCAAUCCACCAACACCAAUGCCUCAUACGAUACUCGCGACAACCGGUCGACCUAUUCGCGCGCGAAAUCAUACGCCUCGACAGCAGCCACGAGCGUGAGCAUUAGUGGCGACAUUUCUAGUCAGCUUCACGGCGGCUAUUCACACCCACUAGCAAGAGCAUGGCAGGCAGAGCGACAAUUGACGAAGAGCAUGCUGAUCUAUCCACUCUUCAUCACGGACAAUCCAAACGAGGAGACCUCGAUUCCCAGUCUGCCGGGCCAGAAGCGCAUGGGUCUGAACAGGAUAGUCCCGUUUCUGACGCCUUUGGUCGCAAAGGGACUCAAGAGUGUUAUCCUGUUUGGUGUCCCACUUGCGCCGUCCGCGAAAGAUCCUCUCGGUACCGCCGCUGAUGACCCAGAAGGUCCUGUCAUUGCUGGCAUCAAACUCCUGCGACGAGCCUUCCCGCAUCUCUUCAUUGUCUGCGACGUCUGCCUUUGCGAAUACACAUCACACGGCCACUGCGGCAUUUUGCACGAGGAUGGCACGCUGAACAAUGCAACGUCAGUGGACCGCAUCUCUGACGUUGCCAUGGCGUAUGCAGAGGCAGGUGCACACUGUAUUGCGCCAUCGGACAUGAAUGACGGCCGUAUUCGAGCAAUCAAGCUGAAGCUGAUCGAGGCUGGCAUUGCCCACCGCAUCGUGCUCAUGUCCUAUUCUGCGAAGUUCAGCGGGUGCUUGUAUGGGCCUUUCAGAGAUGCUGCAGGCUCGUGUCCCAGCUUUGGCGACAGACGGUGUUACCAACUCCCCCCAGGUGGACGCGGACUUGCUCGGAGAGCCAUCCACCGAGACAUUGCAGAAGGCGCGGACAUCAUCAUGGUGAAGCCCGCGACGCAAUACCUGGACAUCAUCUCAGACGCGAAGGAAAUCGGAAAGGAUUUGCCAGUCGCCGCAUAUCACGUCAGUGGAGAGUAUGCCAUGAUUCACGCUGCGGCGAAGGCCGGUGUGUUCGAUUUGAAGACCAUGGCUUUCGAAGCCACUGAAGGCAUUCUGAGGGCAGGAGCCACGAUCAUCGUGAGUUACUUCACACCAGAAUUUUUGGACUGGCUGGAGACGUAGAGAUGUCUCGCCGCAAAAGCGUUACUUGAUCGCAGCAUUGUAUUUACUAUGAAGCUUUAUAUACCCAUUUUCAUCGAACUGGACGAGAUGUCUGCAACUCAACUCAAGCCAUUGAAAAGGAUAUGAUUACCACAACGGAAUCUGAAAUUGCUACAUGGCGGGACAGAUCCUAUACCGCGCGGCAAGGAGGGAGACGGUACUGGGAAAUAUUCCAGGUUGUGAGUGUCGUGCAAGCACGCGAAUUGGGGCAUCUGCCUGGGAAGGUGCCUGUCGUGCCGCAGCUGCCUUUCGCAGUCUCACUACCGCAAAACUCGAAUUGAUCGCCUUUGGCAAU
Pseudocercospora fijiensis CIRAD86 is the source of this 1477-nucleotide messenger RNA. RefSeq lists its product as uncharacterized. Lineage: Eukaryota; Fungi; Ascomycota; Dothideomycetes; Mycosphaerellales; Mycosphaerellaceae. The record is from RefSeq and is a predicted model, not a curated record. Gene Ontology annotation, biological process: heme biosynthetic process. The transcript has a single exon. Gene Ontology annotation, cellular component: cytosol. Bases 1 to 1143 code for a protein of 380 amino acids. Gene Ontology annotation, molecular function: zinc ion binding; porphobilinogen synthase activity.